AUGAAGGUGCUCGAGGACCUCGUCGCCCCAGCUGUCAUGUCGGAUUUGGUGAGCAGGCUGAUCUCCUUCCUCAUAGAGCGAUACGGGAAGAGGAGGACGUCGUCCUGCAGCUGGGUGGAGCCGGCCAGUAGGCUCGAGCUUCUCGCUCUCAAGAUCCACGCCGUCGUGGACGAGGCCGAGCAGCGGCACAUGGGCAACAAGCGGAGCCUGCUCCUGUGGCUCCAGAAGCUCAUGGACGGCAUGUACCGCGCGUACUUUGCCGUUGACUCUGCGAGGCACCGCCAAGACGACGACGAUGGGCUGCUGGUCAGACCACGGCCCAUGAAGCGUCGCCGUACCGUCUCCGCCGGAGCCGGAGACGACGACGACGGCCGCGGCCGGGUCGUCGUCCAACUUAGUCUUGUGCUGGCGAGCCUGGAAUCUGCUACGGCGGACCUCAAGGACUUCGUUCAGCUACUUGCCUGCUGCCCAACGAUACCGCGGGCCACCAAUUUUCGCUCCGACGGCAAUAAGUGCAUGUUCGGCAGGCUCGUCGAGAGAGAGCGCAUCAUCGGCUUCCUGACGCGUCCUGACGCCGGUCUCGGCAUCCUGCCUGUCGUCGGCGGCCCAGAGGUCGGAAAGGGCACCAUCGUGAAGCACGUCUGCGACGACCCGAGGGUGCGCCGCCACUUCGACGUGAUCCUCUACUCGUACGGGUCCCUUCUCGCUGCGAGCUCGCGCUGCAUCCAUGACGACGUGCUGGGCGCGUUUCGGAGCGGCGGGCACCUGCUUCAUGAGGCACCAGUCUCAGGGUCAGGGAGGAGGAGACACCUGCUGGUGAUCAAGAACACGUACCAAGUGGACAUCGACGAGGAGGCAUGGGUUGCGGUGUGCGCGUCCUUGGGAACGGCAAACGGGAGCAGGAUCAUAGUGGUCAGCGAGAACGACCGCGUCGCGGAGCUCGGCACCGUGGAGCCGCUGAGGGUGAAGCCGCUGCGGCGCGAGGAGUACUGGUACUUCUUCAGGUCGCUCGCCUUGGGCCCGGUCCCGGAGGAUGAGGAGCACUACCCCCCGGGCCUCGCCGUGCUCGGCAGGCAGAUCGCGGCGGCGCUCCACGGGUCCUUCUUCGGCGCCAAGGUGCUCGGCGGGCUCCUGAGGUCGAACCUCGACGAGCGGUUCUGGCGGUCCAUGCUGGGCGUCGUGCGCCGGUUCCAGGCGGCGAUGCUUCUGCGAGGAGGCGUCGAGCGGCAGCAUUUCUCCAAGCUCGGCAUCGCCCGGAUGGUGAUCAAGGUGCUCCCCACGCCGCUCAAGCUCAAGUGCGCUUCUCAGUCUUGUGGGCCUUCGGAUGAGUUCUUCCCCCCCGCCGUUGAUGUUCAGCACCUGCUCCGCGCCGGAAGAGUCGUUCCGGCCGGCGGUGAGAGUGAGACGGCUGAGAUGCGGGUCGUGCUGUGGGAGUCGGCGUGCCCGCCCAACUAUCGGUACACGGUUGUGUGCGAGACCGUGCGUAUGAGUGCGUAA
This is a messenger RNA of Brachypodium distachyon (stiff brome), 1497 nucleotides long. RefSeq names its product disease resistance protein RGA2. The coding region runs from base 1 to 1497 and encodes 498 amino acids. Gene Ontology annotation, molecular function: ADP binding. The record is from RefSeq and is a predicted model, not a curated record. The transcript has a single exon. NCBI's taxonomy places the organism in Eukaryota, Viridiplantae, Streptophyta, Magnoliopsida, Poales, Poaceae.